Molecule: messenger RNA, 710 nt
Organism: Theobroma cacao (cacao)
Lineage: Eukaryota; Viridiplantae; Streptophyta; Magnoliopsida; Malvales; Malvaceae
Gene: MRPL11
Product: mitochondrial ribosomal protein L11
Biological process (GO): translation
Cellular component (GO): large ribosomal subunit; ribosome
Molecular function (GO): large ribosomal subunit rRNA binding; structural constituent of ribosome
Source: RefSeq, a predicted model, not a curated record
AAGCAACAAGACCCUGCUCAUUAUUUCUCACGCACGCCAAAAACCCACAGAAACAAACGGAGGCAUGUCAACCCUGAAGGAGAUCCUAACCCGGCGGCCAGUGGCAGCCACCAUCAGGCUGACGGUGCCAGCGGGAGGAGCACGACCCGCGCCACCAGUGGGUCCUGCCCUGGGGCAGUACCGUCUGAAUCUGAUGGCCUUCUGCAAGGACUUCAACGCCCGAACCCAAAAGUACAAGCCCGACACUCCUAUGGCCGUCACCAUAACCGCCUUCAAAGACAACACCUUCGAGUUCAUAGUGAAGUCUCCCUCCGUGACAUGGUACCUGAAGAAGGCAGCGGGCAUCGAGUCCGGUAGCAGCCGCCCAGGUCACGUGAUCGCCACUACGUUGUCCGUCAGACAUAUUUACGAGAUUGCCAAGAUUAAGCAAUCGGAUCCUUAUUGUCAAUACAUGUCCCUUGAGAGUAUUUGUAAGUCCAUUAUUGGGACGGCUAAUACAAUGGGGAUUAAGGUGGUCAAUGAGUUGGAUUAGUUUGUUCAUUUCACGAACAUGUAAUGGUCUUCUUCAAACUCUUGUUACUGCAUUUGUUCUCCACCGUGUUCGAAACAUUGUCUGUGUGGGAAGUUGUUUCAUUGUCUUUGAGACCUUUGACAUGUAUUUGUUGGAUGAUUUCUGGAACUUUCAAAGAUUAUUUCAAUUCAAUGCUUCA